Messenger RNA from Fundulus heteroclitus (mummichog), 605 nucleotides. RefSeq names its product HESX homeobox 1 (gene hesx1). Bases 1 to 507 code for a protein of 168 amino acids. The transcript has 4 exons. Gene Ontology annotation, molecular function: RNA polymerase II cis-regulatory region sequence-specific DNA binding; DNA-binding transcription repressor activity, RNA polymerase II-specific. Gene Ontology annotation, biological process: pituitary gland development; forebrain development; regulation of transcription by RNA polymerase II. Gene Ontology annotation, cellular component: nucleus. The record is from RefSeq and is a predicted model, not a curated record. Lineage: Eukaryota; Metazoa; Chordata; Actinopteri; Cyprinodontiformes; Fundulidae.
AUGGAAUGCACUGUAACUCCUGUGAAGGAAGAACGCCACCAAGCUUUUUAUAUCGAUCGGAUUCUUGGCUUGGAGCAGGAAAACCUUGGGAAGUGCCUCAAACUUCACCGCCCUUGGACAGAACCACAGCGUCACCGUCAGCCCCAGAGCUCCCCUCGGCCCACAUCAAACUGGUAUACUGGACGAAGACCCAGGACGGCCUUCAGCAACAGUCAGGUGAAUGCUCUGGAGACGGUGUUCCAGGUGAACUGUUAUCCAGGUAUCCAACUGAGGGAGCUGCUGGCAGGAAAACUGGAUCUGGACGAAGACCGAAUACAGAUCUGGUUCCAGAACCGGCGAGCAAAGCUGAGGCGUUCGCUCCGAGAGACUCGACUGCAGCUUGUUCAGACGGCUGUGACCGAGCUGAAGAUGAGACCCGCAGCAGCAGACCACCUAAAGUCUGAGGAAGAGGAGCCGUCCCAUCACCUCCCUCCUCCUCAGUUUGAUGCUGAGGAUGACAAGAAGUGAAACAAACAAAAUUAUUUCUAUCUGCACACUUUCUUUCCCAUCUGUGUCUCUUUUAUUCUCUGUUUGCUUUGAGAUGUUGCCUGAAAAACACUCAAACC